AUGAAGCGGCUGCCGCUUCCUCCCGGACGGACGUGCCCCCCGGACCCGCCUCCGCGGAGGCUCGGGCCCCGCCGCCCCCGGAUCCGGGCGGGAGGGCGGGGUGGCGCCAGCGCGGAGGGGAGGGCGGGCCGCGGAGGGGCGGCCACCGUCGGUCCCUCGCCCGUCGCGGCGCCGGACGCUCCCGCCGCCUCCGCUCGGUGCCCUCUGUCCCCGGGAGCGCGGGCUGGGCCGCUCCCUCCGGAGGGAAGCGCAGGGGGAGCCCCCGGACCGCCGCCCCCGGACAGCGCCGCGGAGCCCGGGCCGGGCCGCGCUGAGGACGAGCCCGGGCGGAGCCCCGCGCGCCGUGCCUGUCGCCGGCCGUGUCCGGAGCCGCGGCCGCGCCCGCCCGCUCGGCGCCCCGGCCGGGGGGAGGAGAGAGGGGCCCCGCCGGGCGUGGGCGCACGCGGAGCCGCCGUCGCAAGGGCCUCGCCGCCGCGGCUCCAGCGCCUCCGCCCGGGGGAUGCGGCGGCCCCGGCCCCUGGCGCCCCCCCGUGUCUGCGCCGGGCCCCCUCGCUCCCCUGCUCCGCGGCCACGACGCUCGCGGGCCGCGCCGGCCAGGCCCCCCCCAUGGCGGCCAAGUGGUUCAAGGAGUUCCCGCUGAACCUCAGGACCGUGUCGGAGCGCGCCCGGCCCGGCGGCGGCGGCGGCGGCGGGAAGCCGCGCAAGAACCCCGAGGCGGGCGGCGGCGCGGGGCCCCCCGCGGGCAAGGGCCGCAAGAACUCGGGGGCCGGCCCCGCGCCGCCCAAGGACAGCCGGCUGUCCCGGGAGAGCCUGCAGGGGCUGCUCCAAGCCGCCGCGGGCCGCGGCCGCAAGAACUCCCGCUCCGCCGCCCCCGACGAGGAGCCGCCGCGGGGCGCGGCCCGGAGCGCGGGCUGCAGCACCUACAUCAACCGGCUCAUCAAGGUGGACGCGCAGGACAAGAACGGGAAGGCCGGCUACCCCGGCGGCAGCUCCAGCAGCAGCAGCAGCAGCAGCUCCAGCUCUUCCUCCGCGUCCUCGUCCCCAUCCUCCCUGGGCCCCGAGCUGGACAAGGGCAAGAUGAUGAAGCAGCAGGACACGGUCAUCAUUUUAGAAGACUACGCUGACCCAUAUGAUGCCAAGCGGACCAAAGGCCAGCGGGAUGCGGAGCGAGUGGGCGAGAACGACGGCUACAUGGAGCCCUACGACGCACAGCAGAUGAUAACAGAAAUCAGACGCCGAGGAUCCAAAGACCCCCUGGUGAAGGCCCUGCAGCUGCUGGAUGGCCCCGGGGAGCCGGGGGAGCCGGGCGCCAAGCCGGAGGCGCUGGCCCGCAGGCGGAGCUCCAAGGACCUGCUGGGGAAGCCGCCGCAGCUGUACGACACCCCCUACGAGCCGGCGGCCGAGGGGGGCCCCGAGCGCAAGGCGCGGCCCCCCGAGGCCCACGGCCGGCUGCCCCAGGACGACGAGAGGCCCGCGGCCGAGUACGAGCAGCCCUGGGAGUGGAAGAAGGAGCAGAUCGUGCGGGCGCUGUCAGUUCAGUUCGAAGGCUCCGAGAGGCCUUCCCCCAGGGAGGAGCCCGCGAGGCAGCACCACCGGCAGAAGAGCUGGACCCAGAAGAUCCUGAAGCCGGUGCUCCCCGACCACGGCGAGGGCGAGCGCGUGGACCCGGGCCUGCCGCUGGACAAGCAGCCCUGGUACCACGGCGCCAUCACCCGUGCGGAGGCUGAGAGCCGGCUCCAGCCCUGCAGAGAAGCUGGCUACCUGGUUAGGAACAGCGAGUCCGGGACCAGUCGGUACUCCAUUGCACUGAAGACGAGCCAAGGCUGCGUCCACAUCAUCGUGGCCCAGACCAAGGACAACAAGUACACGCUGGACCAGACGAGUGCCGUCUUCGACAGCAUCCCCGAGGUGGUGCACCACUACUCCAACGAGAAGCUGCCUUUCAAGGGGGCGGAGCACAUGACCUUACUCCACCCCGUGCACAGCAAGCUGCACUGAGGCUCCGCCCCCGCCCCCCGGCCUCUCGCACCCAAGAGGGCGUCGGCGCCCACCCGCCCUCGGGGGACCAGGCUGGACUGCGCCGCAACCAUUGGUAGGAGGUGGCGGGGUCUUCAUGGAGAAGUCAAAGCGUCUUUGGGCGUGAAUCCAUUUCAUUGACACUCGGUCGCUGACCCGUCCCUUUCCUCCCUGCUAAGCAGCCCUCCAAUAAGAAAUCGUAACCUGCCAGCUGCCUCCACUCCCUGGAGUAGGGUGUUCCAUUUGGGUCUGACCCUCAGCCAAGGUGAGUCAGGAGUCCGGGCGUAUGGAAGUUCUCCAGACACUGUGCUAAUGUUUGCCUGCAUUGCCUCGUCUCC
This is a messenger RNA of Pipistrellus kuhlii (Kuhl's pipistrelle), 2354 nucleotides long. It is a transcript of the gene SHE, whose product is annotated as Src homology 2 domain containing E. Lineage: Eukaryota; Metazoa; Chordata; Mammalia; Chiroptera; Vespertilionidae. The record is from RefSeq and is a predicted model, not a curated record. The coding region runs from base 1 to 1998 and encodes 665 amino acids. The transcript has 7 exons. Gene Ontology annotation, molecular function: phosphotyrosine residue binding.